UCGUUACAGAAGGUGGCAACACUGGCAGACUCGACGUGAUUCCACGUAAGCAAGGGAAGUUGUUUCGCAAUAAUGCCGCGUUCAAAACUGGAAGCUCGGAACUCACCUCCGACUUCAGUGCGUUCAAAACUGUGAAUUCGGUAAAAACGAGCUCCUACUGGGAAAAACGAUUUGACCGGUCAUCCAACUCAGAAUUCCAACUCAGGAACUCGGGCCUCUUUCUAGAGCUCUGACUUUCCGACCUGAAGAUCACCGACGCCAUGGUUUGAUCUCGUAUUUCUCCGAGUUCCCAGUUAUUUUGAACGCGACAUAACCUUGUUAAGCGACGCGUCACUAUCUUGGUUGGUGGAAUAUUCCACGGAAUGCAAUACCCUGGAAUUCGCUUUUGAUUCCAUUUAAACGUUGCACGGGAAAACGGGUGGGACUGGGAAUGGAUCACGUGAAGCACACAGGCGCAUGCCAUUGUGGGGCUGUCAGAUUCGAAGUCUGGAAUUCCCCAGACCUUCUUGUUUUCGAUUGCGAUUGUAGUAUUUGUACCAAGAAGCAGAACCUUCAUUUCAUUGUACCAAAAAACCAGUUGACCCUUUUACAGGGUUGGGAUCAUCUGACCACAUAUACAUUCAAUACACACGCUGCCAAGCACACAUUCUGUAGGAUCUGUGGAGUCCAGAGUUUCUACACCCCACGCUCCAAUCCUGAUGGAUAUGGCGUAGCUCCUCACUGUCUGGACACAGGUACUGUGCGCAGUGUGACAGUAGAGAAGUUCUGUGGAAAUAAGUGGGAGGAGAGCAUGCAGAACCACCAGACUAUCAAAGAGGCAGUGAAACCACAGUAGUUGAAUGGGUCUAUGGUGACAGAACAUGGCCCUCUGGUGACAAGAAUGAAGAGAAGAGUAUCAAUAUUUUGGGUAAGCAUGAUUCAGCAUGCAUGGUGAGAGUGGAGUAGAAGAUGGUUCAAGCAGAAGUUGGCAAUGUAAUGCAGAACCAUAUUUAGAGCCAUCUCAUAUUGCUCACAGGCAAGAAGGGACUUUCUCUCGCAAUAUCAACCGACAAACUACAGUAGUGCUUGAGGGAUUUUAACUUGCUGACAUUUCUGAUCAUCGAUUUCAAAACAUAUUCAAUGGAAUACACUGGAAUUCGUUUUCAAUUUCAUUAAACAUUGCAAUGGAAAAACGGUGUGUAGCAAAAUGUCUUGUCUAUGAACAGAAUUUUAAACUCGUAUUGAAGUUGUCAUGCCUCAUGAACAGUCUAAAUGUGUUGUGUUGCUUCACACAGGGUGGAACGAGUGAAGCACACAGGCGGGUGCCAUUGUGGGGCUGUCAGGUUCGAGGUCUGGCAUUCCCCAGACCUACUGGUUUUCGACUGCGAGUAUGAUCUGCAACAUUUCAACAGUGAUCCAUUACAGAUAUGGUUCACUGCAACAGCAAUAGAAAGGGCAGGCUAUAAUCCUGAGACCUGGAAAAAAAUGUUGGGA
Oncorhynchus masou masou (cherry salmon) is the source of this 1473-nucleotide messenger RNA. It is a transcript of the gene cenpv, whose product is annotated as centromere protein V. The transcript has 6 exons. Gene Ontology annotation, molecular function: carbon-sulfur lyase activity. NCBI's taxonomy places the organism in Eukaryota, Metazoa, Chordata, Actinopteri, Salmoniformes, Salmonidae. The coding region runs from base 431 to 835 and encodes 134 amino acids. The record is from RefSeq and is a predicted model, not a curated record.